AUGAAAUACCAGCCUGAUAAUAUAAUUCUUGUUGUUUACGAACAAUAUCAACGAGAACUUAAUGGUUUAAAACAACUUCAACAACGUGGUAAUCUUACAGAUUCACAAGAUGGGCGAUACGACUUUGUUCUUGAUGCGAUUGCAUCUAUAAAACCUUUUUAUGGCUAUCGUAUAACUAUUUCUGUUUAUAUUCGUGAUCAUCUAUCACCAUCUGCACAAAUUCAUUCGUUUCCACCACAAAGUCAGCAUCAACAACAAUUAGGAGCACAUUCCGGAACAUCAGUUACUCCAUCAUGA
Rotaria sordida is the source of this 297-nucleotide messenger RNA. The record is from the annotation of a GenBank genome assembly. NCBI's taxonomy places the organism in Eukaryota, Metazoa, Rotifera, Eurotatoria, Philodinida, Philodinidae.